GAGAAGGAAAGGGUGACACAUCUAAUGUGGAGGGAGGAGAGACUGAUGGGCUGACGAAGGGAGGAGAGAGAAUGAGAGCACAGACACCAUAUAUAUAUAUAUACUGUAUAUAUAAGACACGGAUAGAUCUGCACUGAUAGAGAAACCGAUGCCACCGAGUAACCGUGGACUGAUCCAGGGAUGACCAGAGCUGCUCCUCUCUUAUUACUGCUUCUAGUGAUCAGCACUAAUGGGAAAGGUACUGAGGAUGCUUCGGGCCUCACAGAAGUGAAAGGGGAAGAGAGGAGAGACAAUCUAUGGCGAUCCGGUGCCCAAGAGAUGCAGGACCUGGCACAGCUUUCCUGGGAGUACGUGCAGGACCUGCAGUGCUGGUUGUGGCCAGACAAGUGUGAGGAGAAGAUGAGCCAUUCGGAGUGGAGCUGGGACAACUUUGGGUGGGACUCCCUGACAGACUGGUAUGCCAACGUAAUGGGCAGCAGAGAUUAUUCCCGUGGAUCAAUAACUAACAAUCUCACAGGUCUGGAGUGGGACUUGGAUAGGAGAGUUCAUGGGCAGCACCUGGCUGUUAGGCAGAUAUUAACAUCUCUGGAGCGUUUUCUGCAGGAAGGUAACCAGAAAAAGACACUGGCUCUGGCGUUCCAUGGUUGGACCGGUACCGGUAAGAACUUGGCUUCGCGGAUUAUUGCAGAGAAUCUGUACCGGGACGGGCAGCGGAGCCGGUGUACGAGAGUCUUCAUCCCACAGCUGCACUUCCCCCACCUCUCGCAUUUGGAAGCCUACAAGGUCCAGCUUAGAAAGGCGAUUGAGGCGGUCACCUCGCGCUGUGUGCAGCCCUUGUUUGUUUUCGAUGAGGCGGAUAAGCUGCCGGCGCCUCUUCUCCAGUCCCUCUUUCCUCUUACAAACCCAGAGGGGACACAAGACACCAGAAGCAUCUUUAUAUUCCUCAGCGGGGUCGGUGCCAGCAUGAUCAACGAGGUAGCGCUUAACUUCUGGCGAGCCGGACGUCAUCGUGAGGAGAUGACGCUGGAUGAUUUAGAUCGUCCAUUGAGAGCGGCAAUACACCAGAGCAAAGAUCAGUCCCUGACACAUCAUCUGUGGACACUCAAUCUCGUCGAUGAAUUUGUGCCCUUUUUGCCCUUGGAACGCUGCCAUGUAAAGCUCUGUGCUCGAGAUGCUAUAGAGGCCCGAGGCCUGUCUUACAGCGAGGGCGCCUUGGAAUCUGUUAUCCAAGAACUUUUGUUUGUGCCAAAGGAGGAGAAGAUUUUCUCAGCCCAAGGAUGUAAACAAGUGGCCCAAAGAAUUAACUUCAUGAAGCUUUAAUUCCCUGGUGAGAGACUUAAGGAGGUCAGUCAUGACUGAUCAGACAGAGACGCCUUGGCCUUUGGAGUGGAGUCUCUGAAAUAGACAGGUCUGCCCCCAAUGGUCUAAACCCAAUGGGCGAUCCAGUGUACUGGUUUACAAGGCCUACAACACAUAUGCACAUGUUACACCUAUUGUAUUCUAAGUUAUUUAUUGAUAUUUUAUAUUUGUAGAAACCUUUUUACCGGUAAUAAAUAUUUU
This is a messenger RNA of Hyla sarda, 1560 nucleotides long. RefSeq names its product torsin family 3 member A (gene TOR3A). Gene Ontology annotation, cellular component: nuclear envelope; endoplasmic reticulum lumen. Gene Ontology annotation, molecular function: ATP binding; ATP hydrolysis activity. The transcript is spliced from 6 exons. NCBI's taxonomy places the organism in Eukaryota, Metazoa, Chordata, Amphibia, Anura, Hylidae. The record is from RefSeq and is a predicted model, not a curated record. Bases 181 to 1320 code for a protein of 379 amino acids.